AUGGCUUCCUCUCCCGAUGGGAUUCGUCUGUACGAGGAUGAUCAAGAAGGCCUUCUUGCGUCAAUAGUCAUGGCAAAUGACAUAGUAAACUUGCAUUGUUAUGUUCAAGACUGUGGCCCGCCAUUAUUCUGUGAGCCUCCAGAGCGUGAGGACGACUAUUUUUUCAUGGCUACCGUGAAUGGCAGCACCGAUACCCUUCGCGUCCUCCCAGAGAUUUAUCAAUCCGACCCCCGCCAAAAAGAGCCGCUCAGAUCUCGACUUGAGCGUCGAAACAUUCGACUUCUGAAUCUAGCUUCCGUGUUAGACGCGCUCAAGUUCAUCGAAGAGGCCCCCAUUCAGAGACACGUUUCAGCUGUUAGCCAAGAAACUAUUGAAGAUUUUGUAUGCAGUCUGCUAGACAGAGGCGCUUCAGUCCGAGCUACCAAUGAACACCUUUCACCAACUCAACGACCUACAGUGCUAGGUGUAGCGGCAGCUCUGGGGAGCUACAACCUAACAUGUCGACUCAUUGCCGAUAGACCUGAUCUUCAUGGAAAAGAGACAUGGCAUGAGAUAGCCACAGGCUCUAUUGACAAUGUGACCGCGCUACACAUAGCUAGCGGAUCCUGGAACCUAGCUUUCGUUCAAGCUUUGCUUGAAAAAUAUGGUUCUGAUGAGCUUGCGCAGGCUGCAACGGCACCUGACAGUAGAGGUCGACUUCCCGUUCACUGGGCUUUGCUUAAUCUCGAUCACACGUUCAAUAAACCGUCGGACGAGCAAACCAUCUCGACAGGUACCUCACAGGGAGCAGCUUUGAACUUCCUCGCAAAUGGGUAUGUCAGGGGUGCUGGAAGUCUGGCCCUCAUGAAAGUUCUCCUCCGCCUUAACCCAAACAUUAAAAUUGUCAACUCACAAGAUCAAUCAGGUGCAACUGCUCUCUUAAAGGUAUUAUCUUACCAUGAGACGCGCAAUGUCGUUUGUAAAAGUUCUACUAUGCCAUUAGUCGAGCUUCUCCUCGCUAAUGGGGCCGACAGGACGGCCUAUGACAAGAAAGGUCAAACCGCGCUACACAAGCUAGCUACUAGCCCGUCGUACGACGACCCAAUCAGUCCUGAUCUGCUUGAGAUGUUUAUUUCGUUCGUUGAUAUAAAUAGAGAAUGGAUGGACGGCCCUUCACUGGAUGGCAAGAAAUCUGCGGCAAGUCGGGGCGUCUCGUUUACUAGUCCAUCGGGGCUCAUAAGGAAAGAGAAGGCAGAUGGAACCCUUGAUUACCCAACCCUUGCAGAGAAGAUCCAUGCUCUCGACGAGAUCGUCUCGGUAUUACGAGAAGCCGGCGCCUCAAUGGAUCAGCUUAAUUUGGCACGCCAGACGCCCGCGCAGCUACAAGAGCAAGAGCAAAAGCUGGCAAGAUGGGAGAGAGGUGGUGAAUAG
Molecule: messenger RNA, 1410 nt
Organism: Penicillium malachiteum
Lineage: Eukaryota; Fungi; Ascomycota; Eurotiomycetes; Eurotiales; Aspergillaceae
Exons: 4
Coding region: 1-1410 (469 amino acids)
Cellular component (GO): nucleus; cytoplasm
Source: RefSeq, a predicted model, not a curated record